Molecule: messenger RNA, 3656 nt
Organism: Chroicocephalus ridibundus (black-headed gull)
Lineage: Eukaryota; Metazoa; Chordata; Aves; Charadriiformes; Laridae
Exons: 14
Coding region: 135-3128 (997 amino acids)
Biological process (GO): protein ubiquitination
Cellular component (GO): cytoplasm
Molecular function (GO): zinc ion binding; protein binding; ubiquitin protein ligase activity
Source: RefSeq, a predicted model, not a curated record
CUGCCUCCACUGAUUCGAAGUGGCUUUGGAGACUGAAAAAUCCGGGUGCCUCCAGGAUAGGGUACAAACGGGCUGAGCAUCUCCAGUUCUCCUCCUCCUCAGCUGUCAAACUGCGGUUUCCCAGAGCCAUAUAAAUGAACGCAUCACACAAAGCCCCGCUGGAAAGGGGCUGGAUCUGUUUAACCAAUGGCGUAGGAUCAGGAAGAGAAAUCAUUCUCCUUCCCGUUCCUUCAAAAGUGAAAGGAACUCGGAGAGUGAGACUGCAAAGGUCGCUUGUCAUGGCAGACCAUGCAGAAAGGGUCAAGGCUGAAGCCUGCUGCUCCAUCUGCCUGGAAAUUUCCCAGGACCUCGUGUCCUUCUACUGCGGGCACAGCUUUUGCCAGGGGUGCAUCCCUCAGAGCAGGGAAGGGCUGAACCCCAACUUCUCCUGCCCCCAGUGUAGGGAGAAGAUGUCCCAGAAGAGACUCUGCCCCAACAACAGGUUGGCCAACAUCGCUGAAGCCAAGGACCUGAACCCGCAGCUGGUCAGAGAGGUGGAAAGAAAGGGGAACUUGUGCGAGAAACACCAGGAAGCCCUGAAGCUCUUCUGUGAAGAGGAGAAAACGCUCAUCUGCCUGGUGUGCGACAGGUCCAAGGUGCACCGUAACCACUCCGUGGUUCCCAUGGACGAGGCUGCCCGGGAGUACAAGAAAGAAAUUCAGAGCCAACUGUAUCUCCUGAAAUCAAAGCAAGAGCUGAUUCAGUCUUCCGUGGAGAACAGGCUAGACAGAAUGAAGGACUACACUAAGGGGACGGAAGCUGCAAAGCAGGAGGUUGUGAUGGAAUAUAAGAAGUUGCACGAGUUCUUGGAGAAGCAGGAGUCCUUUUUUGUGGCCCAGCUGGAGCAGGUGCACACAGAGAUCAUGAACGUGCAUGAGGAAAUCCUCAACGGGCUUUUGGAGAAGACGAGGAGCCUAGGCAUGCUGAUUGCGGAGAUGGAGAGGAUGUGCCAGCAGCCAGACUGCGAACUCCUGAAGGACAUCAAAACCACCUUGAGCAGGUGCGAGAGCGAAACGUCCUCACAGGAACUCGAUGUUUCCCCCGAGCUGGAAGAGAAACCCAGUGAUUUCACAGAGAAAACCGCGGCCAUCAAGGAGGCUAUGGAGAAAUUUCAAGACAUACUGGAUUUUGAACUUCCAUUCGCAGCACAGGUGACGUUGGACCCAAAGACGGCCAACGCCAGGCUUUACCUCCUGGAGGACUGCAGGGGCAUGUGGUGGGGAAGCUGCAAUCAGGACCUGCCCUCCAACCCGGAAAGGUUCAAAGUCGAUCCCUGUGUGAUGGGCUCGAGGGGCUUCAGGUCGGGCUGGCACCGCUGGGACGUGGAGAUCUACGGCACGGGCAUGUGGGCCGUCGGGGUGGCCAAGGAGUCGGUGCCAAGGGAGCGUUGGUUGCCCUUGGAGCCCAAAGCGGGGGUAUGGGCUCUGUGUCAUAACCAAGAUGGGUACAAGGCUCUGACCUCUCCUGAUGUCACCCCCUUGACUCCACGCGACGUCCUCCAGCGGAUACGGAUCUGCUUGGACUGUCAGGAAGGGAGGGUGAUGUUUUUUGAUGCCGGAGGUGGGUUGGGAAGACCCAUGGCGACGUGGAGCCCCACGGAAAGCUUGCGGAGCGAAACCUCCUGCUCCAUCUGCCUGGGUUAUUUCCAAGACCCCGUCUCCAUCCACUGCGGCCACAACUUCUGCCGGGCGUGCAUCACCCGCUGCUGGGAAGGGCUGGAGGCACAUUUCUCCUGCCCCCAGUGCCGGCAAACGGCUUUGCAGAAGAGUCUCCGUCCCAGCAGAGAGCUGGCAAAAAUUGCCGAAAUCGCCAGGCAGCUCAGCCCGGGAGGAAGAGGAGGAGGAGGAGGAGGAGGGGAGAACGUGUGUAGGCAGCACCAGGAGGUUCUGAAGCUCUUCUGCAAGGAGGACCAGCAGCCCAUCUGCGUGGUCUGCGACAGGUCCCAGGCUCACCGCUUCCACGCCGUGGUCCCCGUCGAAGAAGCUGCCCAGGAAUACAAGGAAGAAAUCCAGGCUCGCCUACAGGCUUUGAAGGAGGAGAGAGAAAAAUUCCUGGAGAGCAGAAAAACGAGAGUAAGGAAGAGCUCGUACCUGGAGAAAACCAAAGACGAAGGGAAGAAGAUAGUGUGCGAAUUCGAGGAACUGCAUCGAUUUUUGAAGGACCAAGAGCGCCUCCUCCUGACCCAGCUGGCAGACCUGGACAGGGCCAUCACCAGGGUCCAGGAGGAAGCGGUGGCAAAGGUCUCCGAGGAGAUGUCCCACCUCGACACCCUGAUCUGGGAGAUGGAGGGGAAGUUCCAGCAGCCGGCCGGCCGGUUCCUGCAGGACAUCAGAAGACUCUUGAAUAGUUGUGAGAUGAUGAAGUUCGACCCUCCGGCGGAGAUUUCCUCCGAUCUGGAAAGGAGACUCGAGGACUUUGUUCAGAGGAACGUCCUCGUGAGAGGCACGCUGAGGAAAUGCCAAGACAGCCUGAUGUUUAAAUUGCAAGAGCCAACCAACGUGACCCUGGACCCGUCUACGGCUCACCCCAACCUUCACCUCUCCGAGGACCGAAAACAAGCCAGGGGCCAGCUGAGACAGAAGGACCUCCCGGACAACCCGGAGAGAUUCAACUUUGAACCCUGCGUGCUGGGCUGCGAGGGCUUCACCUCGGGGAGGCAUUUCUGGGAGGUGGAGGUGGGGCAGGGGGGCGUCUGGGCCCUGGGGGUGGCCCGAGCCUCGGUCAAGAGGAAGGGACCCAUGAGCUUCACCCCCAAGGAGGGGGUCUGGGCGCUGGAGGCUUAUCACUCCCUCACAUCGCCCCGCGCCAACCUGCGCCUGAACCCGCUUCCCAGGAGGAUACGGGUCUCCUUGGAUUACGAAGCGGGGCGGGUGGCAUUUUUCAGCGCAGACGAUGACGUCCCCAUCUUGGUUUAUACCAGAGCCUCGUUCAACGGGGAGAGGGUCUUCCCUUGGUUCAAGAUGGGGAUGGGGGCUCGUUUGCAAGAAAUCACCCAAAGCCCACCCUCAGAGGACCAGUCCAUGACCGGGCAGCUGAUGUCCCCCCUGGACUGGGUAGGGUUCAGGUUUCCCCUGCGGAUCUGUCCUUGAGAUGUCUGUCAGUCAGACCUCAAUGAAAGGGACAUCUCCUGUGUGACGCCAGCCGUUUGCCGUGGUUGCUCAAAGCGUCGUGCCGACGGAACUUGCUGCUCCUCUCCCGCGUCCGCCUCCAUUGGGAGCUUCGGGAUGGCACCCGUACGGCAAGGAUGGGGAGAUGGGCCACCAGCAGACAGCAGCGAAGAGGAAGGAUCAGCCAGUACGAGGUGGUGGAGCCAGCACAUCAGAAGGAGGGGAACACUGGGGGUCGGUCAAGGAUGGAGAGCGCUCAAGACUUUCAAACGUGUGGUCUUUCUCAAUUUAUUUUGCCUUUAGCGGACUGAAUCCUCCUGUUCAUCUCUGCUUCUGAGGUGUUUUCCUUCUGACACCAAUUGCAAGGCAGAUCCAGAGUCAGUUCUACCAAGGGAGGUGGCCUUUCACUACAAGCUGGCUUGGUUUGAGGAGCUGGUCUCUCUCUCUGUCUACAUUUCUGAUGUUUAUUUUAAAUAAAAGAGCGUUUUGUUUUGCACCCUCCACUUUCUG